AUGGAGAAAAUGAAUGCUGAAAUAAAAAAUUAUCAUAAUGCCAACAAUAGCUACGAAAUUAAAAUCAAAGAAAAUAUGUCAUACAUUGCAUUAGUCAAGAUGAAUGAAGGUUUUCGAUUGACCAAAGACUUGCCAGCAGAACGUUUAGAUCUCCAUUACACUAAAGAAGUCGAACCUUUAAGUAGAGCAAUUUUAAAAGAUAACACUUCAUAUCAAUCAAAUGAGUUGGAAAAAUUACCUUGGUUUAGAGUUUGA
Molecule: messenger RNA, 255 nt
Organism: Lodderomyces pseudojiufengensis
Lineage: Eukaryota; Fungi; Ascomycota; Pichiomycetes; Serinales; Debaryomycetaceae
Exons: 1
Coding region: 1-255 (84 amino acids)
Source: RefSeq, a predicted model, not a curated record